AUGUCAACACCUUUCCAGAUUAUCUUUUCCUAUCAGAACCCUUUCUCCUAUGUUCUCCUGUUGUUCUUUUGUUGCUGGGGCCUAAAGUUGUUUGUAAACACAUCGUUAACAGGAAAUGGUUUUGAUACCAAAAGUGAUCCAACAAAAGCACCUCCUCCCAUUGAGAUACCUGAAUUGUCACUUGAUGAACUGAAAGAAAAGACCGACAACUUUGGGUCAAAAGCUUUGAUCGGUGAAGGAUCAUACGGGAGAGUAUAUUAUGCUAUUCUAGACAGCGGAAAACAUCUUGCUGUUAAAAAGCUUGAUACCUCAGCAGACCCUGAGCCUGAUAACGAAUUUCUGACACAGCUCUCGAUUGUGUCGAGAUUAAAGCAUGAAAAUUUUGUGGAAAUGCUUGGCUACUGUGUGGAAGGAAAUCAACGUCUGGUAGCCUAUGAAUUUGCUACGAUGGGUUCUCUACAUGAUAUUUUGCAUGGAAGAAAAGGUGUCCCUGGCGCACAGCCUGGCCCAGCACUUGACUGGAUGCAGCGAGUCAAAAUUGCUAUAGAUGCUGCUAAAGGGCUGACAUAUCUUCAUGAGAAGGUUCAACCUUCGAUAGUCAACAGAAGGAGAAUGGUUUGGCUGGAUGGCAACGGCUAAACAAACUUGGUCCAAACCCAUGUUCAUGGAAGUGUUCACCACAGCAAUGAUCUUCAGAGUUGUGACGCCUUCCCACAUGUCCUGGUUGUCAAGAUUCAGAGAAGAUUUCUUGUUGUUGCAACACAGGACAAAACCUGAGCUGCUAGGGUCCAUUACUGAAUUUGCCAGAGAGAUUGCUUAAGGCGCCUAACUACUUUAAUCCCCUGUAAUCAGUUAUACCUCUGAACCCUAGUACCUACCCGCUACCCAACACCACUGAUACGAUCUAUCAUACACAGAGCUAGGGGAAAGAAAAAUCAAACAGCGCUCGGU
Hordeum vulgare subsp. vulgare (domesticated barley) is the source of this 951-nucleotide messenger RNA. RefSeq names its product PTI1-like tyrosine-protein kinase 3. Lineage: Eukaryota; Viridiplantae; Streptophyta; Magnoliopsida; Poales; Poaceae. Gene Ontology annotation, molecular function: ATP binding; protein tyrosine kinase activity. The record is from RefSeq and is a predicted model, not a curated record. The coding region runs from base 1 to 639 and encodes 212 amino acids. Gene Ontology annotation, biological process: protein phosphorylation. The transcript has 4 exons.